ACUACUGCUGCUGAACAUAAAGGUCCUGAGCUAAUCAUCUCCCAGCACCCCCGGCAUAGCUGCAGGCAGCAGCACGGUACAGAGUCUCCUCACUGUCCACCCGACCGCCACAGACAGCGGCCUCUCCUCUGACAACAUGGCCGUCUUCACAGCAAACAGAAAGAAGAAACUCCUGGCCGUUGUUCUGGCUGUGUCUAUUGUCACCAUUAUCUUAGGCCUUGGUUUGGCUCUGGCACUAAAGAUGGAGAACUCUCAAAAUGAAGGUAGUACACUGGAGCACUGCAGGGGGCGCUGCUACCAGCCCUACGACCCCCUGGGGGCCGGCUGCAGGUGCGACGCCGACUGCACCGCCGCCAACGACUGUUGCUACGACUACCACGAUGUCUGUCUGCUACCCGCCGAGCAGUGGGAGUGCACCCGGCUGAGGUGUGGGGAGACCCGGACGGAGCGGAGCCGCUGCCACUGCUCCGCAGACUGCCUGCAGGCCGGAGACUGCUGCACAAACUACAAACAUGUCUGCCAGGGGGAGACGGCGUGGGUGGAGGACAACUGCCUGAACCUGACGGAGCCUAGCUGCCCCGCAGGCUUCCAGCGGCCCCCCCUGCUGCUGGUGUCUCUGGACGGACUGCGUGCGGACUACCUCCAGACCUGGGAGGGCCUGCUGCCCGUCCUGUCCAAGCUAGGGCGAUGUGGGACCUCAGCUCCAUUCAUGCAGGCAGCGUUUCCCAGCAAGACCUUUCCUAACCACUACACCAUCGCCACGGGCCUGUACCCAGAGUCCAACGGGCUGAUAGACAACGUGAUGUUCGACCCGGUGUUCAACGCGUCCUUCAGUCUGUCCAACGAAGAGAAAGACAACCCAGCCUGGUACCUGGGGCAGCCGAUCUGGCACACGGCGAGGUACCAGGGCCUGCGGUCCGGGACCUUCUUCUGGCCCGGCUCCGACGUCCGGGUCAACGGGAGCUACCCAGACCUGUACCGGCCCUACGACGGGAAAGUGCCGUUUGAGGAGAGAGUUUUCACCGUUCUCAAGUGGCUGCAGCUUCCAGUGGAAGAGAGGCCAGAUUUCUUUACUCUCUAUCUGGAGGAACCAGAUAAAUCUGGGCACAAGUUUGGUACAGUUAGUGGACAGCUGAGUGAGUCUUUGCGGGGAGUGGAUGACGUCAUGGGUCAGCUGAUGAACGGCCUGAAGCAGCUCAACCUCCACCGCUGCCUCAACAUCAUCGUCGUCGCCGACCACGGCAUGGAGGACACCAGCUGUGAGAGGAAGGAGGUUCUCCAGGACCUGGUGGACACCGAGGACCUCUGGGUGACGGACGGACCGGUGGGACGCAUCCGGGCCCGCAGCGCUGGCACCGUCUUGGACGCUGCCGCCCUGGUGGCCAACAUCAGUUGUAGGAAGCCGCAGCAGAAGAUCACUCCGUACCUGAAGCCUCACCUCCCCAAGCGCUUCCACUACGCCAACAGCCGCCGCAUCGAAGACGUCAACGUCCUCGUCACGCCCCGGUGGCUGUUAGAGAGGACCCGCGGCUCGCUGGCCUUCUGCUCGGGGGGGGCGCACGGCUACGACAACGAUGUGGAGAGCAUGCACGCCAUGUUCCUGAGCCAUGGUCCAGCGUUCCAGCAGCAGACAGUUGUCCAGCCCUUCUCGAACGUUGAGCUCUACAACCUCAUGUGUGAUCUGCUGCAGAUCUCCCCGAGCGCGAACAACGGCACCCACGGGAGUCUGAACCACCUGCUGAGGGAGCCCUUCCACCAGCCCUCCCCCCCCGCCGAGCGGAGCCCGCCCUCCCGCUGCCCCCUCCUCACGCUGGAGCCCGGCGACACCCUUGGGUGCUCCUGCCCCGCCAUCAGCGGGAAUGUCAUUCAACUGAACCGUCGUCUCAAUCUGACAACAGCAGAAGUGGGGGCGACCAUGGAGACUCAUGCGUUCCUGGGUCUCCCCGUGGUUCUGCAGCAGGGAGUGUCGUACUGCCUCCUCCCGCAGCAGGGCUUCGUCAGCGGGUACGGCCAGGACAUCUCCAUGCCCCUGUGGAGCUCCUUCAGCCUGGAGGCCCCGGCGGACCUGGACCCGUUGCCGGCGGUAACCGACUCCUGUCUCCGGGCAGAUGUGCGGCUUCCUCCGUCUAAGAGUCCCAGAUGUGACCAUGACCACAUCGCCGCUGGCAGCAACAUCAGCUACGCCUUCCUCUAUCCCCCAGGUCUGAACACCACAGCGGAUGAGCAGUUUGAUGGCCUGUUGAUGAGUAACGUGGUGCCCAUGUUCCCCGCCUUCAAAAAGAUCUGGGAUUACUUCCAGGGUACUCUGCUGAAGAAGUACUCCCAGCAGUACGGGGGCAUCAACGUGGUCACCGGACCCGCCUUUGACUACAACUACGACGGGCGCUUUGACUCCCAGGACCAGAUCCAUGAGUUCGUCCCCGGCUCCUCCGUCCCCGUCCCCACGCACUACUUUGCGGUCCUGACCAGCUGCUCCGACAUGGCCCAGACGCCGGCUGCCUGCUCCGGGAGCCUGAGCACCGUCUGCUUCCUGCUGCCGCAUCGCCGCGACAACGCCGAGAGCUGCCAGAGUGCAGAGAGUGAAUCUCAUUGGGUUGAAGACCUCAUGUGGUUCCACCAAUCACGGGUCCGAGAUGUGGAGUGGAUCACUGGAUUGGAUUUCUACCAGGGCAGCGGGCGACCAAUCACAGAGCUGCUUCAGUUGAAGGCCCGCCCUACGGCCGCCAUUAAGAGGAAGCUCUGAGGAGCUGAAGAACAGGUGGUCAGAGGAUUAGAUCCAAUCAAAUCUCUUCAAUCACAAGAAUCUCUUUUGCAUUCAGACAGUUUGACUGUAAAUAUAUUUAAUAUACUUUGGAGUCUGCCUAAUGAUACGAUAGUUUAUACUGUAAAUUAUGAUAGGAUAACUUUAUACUGUAAAUGCUGCCUGAUAUGAUCACUUUAUACUUUAUGAUGAAAUGAAAACUUUAUGACCUUUGUAUAUGUGACUGACCGGUGUGCUUUCUGAUGUUCCAUCAUUUCCCCCUCCACUAAAGCAUGUGGUGGGGGUGAAGUGUGUGUAAGUGAUCUUCUGACGAGCUGUGGAGAUGAUGACUUGUGACUGGUUGGCCUGAUCCUUACAGCUUCUGCUUUCAUAAAAUAAAGAAAAACCACUGAUACGAACUCUUAAAUAAAUACAAUUCAUUCAGAUGGGAAAGACAUUUGUACAUUAAUCCUUUAUUAGUAUUUAAUUCAU
Molecule: messenger RNA, 3232 nt
Organism: Gadus chalcogrammus (walleye pollock)
Lineage: Eukaryota; Metazoa; Chordata; Actinopteri; Gadiformes; Gadidae
Product: ectonucleotide pyrophosphatase/phosphodiesterase family member 3
Exons: 25
Coding region: 137-2743 (868 amino acids)
Biological process (GO): nucleoside triphosphate catabolic process
Molecular function (GO): metal ion binding; nucleoside triphosphate diphosphatase activity; nucleic acid binding
Source: RefSeq, a predicted model, not a curated record